Astyanax mexicanus (Mexican tetra) is the source of this 1761-nucleotide messenger RNA. Its product is annotated as cytochrome P450 2C15. NCBI's taxonomy places the organism in Eukaryota, Metazoa, Chordata, Actinopteri, Characiformes, Acestrorhamphidae. The record is from RefSeq and is a predicted model, not a curated record. Gene Ontology annotation, biological process: xenobiotic metabolic process. Gene Ontology annotation, molecular function: heme binding; oxidoreductase activity, acting on paired donors, with incorporation or reduction of molecular oxygen, reduced flavin or flavoprotein as one donor, and incorporation of one atom of oxygen; iron ion binding. The transcript is spliced from 9 exons. Gene Ontology annotation, cellular component: intracellular membrane-bounded organelle; cytoplasm.
CCCCUCCUACUCAACUGCCUCACAGCUGCAAGUCUUAUCUUGUGAGCUUCAUGCUGGUAGUAAACAGAAGAAGAAAACUUAAAGCAGACGAAUAUUAAGUUUUUAAAGUAAAUGUUUUCACCAGAGAUUAAUUAUGGAGAUCUCUAACACGAUGUUGUUGGUGGGCUUUGUGGUGGUUCUGCUUGUGGUGGUCAGAUGGAGGAGUAACAGACGCAAGCUUCCACUUCCUCCGGGACCACUAGCUCUGCCUGUGCUUGGCAAUCUUUUCAUGCUGAACAAAAGUGCACCCUUUAAAAGCUUCCUGGAGUGGAGUAAGAUCUAUGGACCAGUGAUGACGGUGUACCUUGGACCCCAGCGAGCGGUGGUUCUGGUGGGCUAUGAUACAGUAAAGGAGGCCCUGAUAGACCAGCCAGAUGACUUUGCAGGCCGAGCCCAAAUCGCCUUUCUACACAGAGUAGUAAGAGGCUAUGGACUUGUUAUCGGUAACGGAGAACGCUGGCGUCAGCUCAGGCGAUUCACCCUCACAACCCUGAGAGAUUUUGGGAUGGGGCGCAAGAGGAUUGAGAACUGGAUUCAGGAGGAGAUCAAACAUCUUCAUAACAGUCUCAGAGAAACUAAAUCCGCCCCAUUUGACCCCACCUUCAUCGUGAGCCGAGCUGUAUCCAACGUGAUCUGUGCGCUGGUGUUUGGGCAGCGUUUCAGAUAUGAAGACAACAACUUGCUCCGUCUUUUACAGAUCAUCAAUAAGCUUGUGCGCUUCGGCAGCAGCCCAUAGGGACAGGCAUACAAUAUUUUCCCGUGGCUCAUGGAACAGCUGCCAGGACGUCACCAGAGCCUGCUCAGAGAAGUGGAUGAGAUGAUGGAUUUUUUUAUGGAAAAAAUUAAAGAGCAUGAGGAGAGCCUGGAUCUAGAUAACCCACGGGACUUCAUUGACUGCUUCCUCAUUAGAAUGAAUCAGGAAAAGGACAAUCCAGAGACAGAGUUCCACUAUAAUAACAUGCUUUCUGUUGUCCUCAACUUGUUUCUGGCUGGGACUGAAACCACCAGCACUACAAUCAGAUAUGCUCUAAUGAUACUGAUUAAGUACACACAUAUACAAGAUCAAAUGCAGAAGGAGAUUGAGACUGUGAUUGGAGGAGAUAGAUGCCCUUUAAUGCAAGACAGGAAGAGCCUCCCCUUCACAGAUGCAGUAAUCCACGAAGUGCAGCGGUACCUGGAUCUAGUUCCAUUUAAUCUUCCACACUGCGCCACACACGACUUCUCAUUCAGAGGACAUGCUAUUCCAAAUGGUACCAUCAUAAUUCCUUUACUACACUCAGUUCUGAAAGAUGAGGGGAUGUGGGAGAGCCCCUGGACUUUCAACCCAAACAACUUCCUGGAUACAAACGGCAACUUCAAAACUAACCCUGCUUUUAUGCCUUUCUCUGCAGGUAAGCGCGCGUGUGUGGGGGAGUCUCUGGCUCGUAUGGAGCUCUUUAUGUUCAUCGUAUCUCUGCUACAGCACUUCACCUUCAGCAGUCCAGGUGGACCGGACAGUGUUGACCCCACCCCUGAACUGAGCAGCUUUGGCAACCUGCCCCGCAUGUACCAGCUAAUCGCCUCCCCCCGCUGACCCAGUGCAGUACUGACUGUGCUGGUGUUCGUUUGUAACACCAAAGCAGAGCUAAGGAAGGAUGCACUGUCUUAACCCUUGUGUGGUGUUCGGGUCUGUGGGACCCGUUUUUUUAUUUUUCAUCAAAUGAUACCAAAAAAAAAAAUUUU